Molecule: messenger RNA, 2534 nt
Organism: Polypterus senegalus (gray bichir)
Lineage: Eukaryota; Metazoa; Chordata; Cladistia; Polypteriformes; Polypteridae
Gene: raver2
Product: ribonucleoprotein, PTB-binding 2
Exons: 14
Coding region: 16-2256 (746 amino acids)
Molecular function (GO): RNA binding
Source: RefSeq, a predicted model, not a curated record
GACCAGGUCAUUUCCAUGGCCCAGGGGUUUCUCUCUAAUCAUGUGCUGUUUUUCUGUUUUUUUCUUCCAGCUUUUGUGACCUUGCUGAAUGGUGAGCAGGCCCAAGAUGCUAUCCGGACAUUCCAUCAGAGUACAUUCAGGGGGAAGGAGCUCACUGUGCAGCUGCAACCGACAGAUUCACUGCUCUGUAUCACGAACCUGCCACACACUUUCACCCUGGCGCAGUUUGAGGAGCUGGUGCGCACGUACGGGAACAUAGAGAGGUGCUUCCUCGUGUACAGUGAGCACUCAGGCCAUUCCAAGGGCUACGGCUUUGUGGAGUACAUGAAAAAAGACUCUGCAUCCAAGGCCCGCUCAGAGUUACUGGGUAAGCAGCUGGGGGAGCAGAGCCUUAUGGUGCAGUGGACAGACGUCAACCAGCUGACUCCCGACCUCCUUCACUCCAAGUGCCUUUGCGUCGACAGGCUUCCAGCGGAUUUUAGUGACACAGAAGAGCUGGCAAAGAUCUUCUCCAGAAAGUAUAAGCCGGUGUUCUGCCAGCUGGCCCAGGAUGAAGGCAGCCAUGUUGGUGGUUUUGCCGUCCUUGAGUAUGAGAGUGCAGAGCAAGCAGAAGGAGUCCUGAAGGACAUGGACCGCCAAGUGAUCCGAGGAAAUGAAGUUCGGGUCUCGUUUUGUGCUCCUGGGACAUCGGGUAGAAGCACGCUGGCCGCGCUUAUUGCAGCUCAAGGAGUGAUGAGCAGCAACAAGAAGGGCCUCCUGCCAGAGCCCAGCAUGGCCCAAAUGUUGAACAGCAUGAACAAUCCCGCCGCGCUGCAAGUGCUCAUGCGCUCCUUCCAGGCGGCGGCGGCUGCCAAGCCCAGUGGUAUUGUCGGCCUACCCCAAGGUGUAUCACCAUUCCUGCGUGGUCUGCCACUGGCAGCUGCUCUUCUUCAGCUCGGAAACGCUCAGCAGAAUGCCUUGCUCGGUAACGGACUGCUCCUACAGAACAUUGUGCGGAUGCAGAUGGCUCAGCAGCAGCUCCUGCAGCUCAAAGAAAAGCAAGCAAACACGGCUCCCAGUCUGCUCGGAGACCCUUCCCGAGUGUUGCUACAAAAAGCGAUGGGAAUGCAGGGCCCAGCCCCCCUCAGUAUGGCUAAAGGACUUCUGGGAGACCCCCCGAACGGUCUGCCUCCAGAGCCCGUUCAGCUCCCCUCCCAAAGCCAUGCCACCUCAGCUGGCUUGAUGUCCUACGUGCCCAGCCGGCCGUCACUCGGACGCACAGGUGGCCCCGAGCAGAACGGAAUGUCGGAGAAGCAGUCCGGUGGGGGGGUCUCAGCAGCAGGGGCCCCCCUAGUGGUGAACAGUUAUCUUCAGGGGGUUUCCAAUCCUGUUGUGGGAUCCAUGCUUGCAGGCGUCCCAAAGGCAGCCAGUCUGGUGGACAAGACCACGUCCGGGCUGUCAUCCAGCAGCCACACAUCUUUACUCGGAGAGCCACCUAAAGACCUGAAGGUGCCAUCAAACCCGUACCUGAACAUGGCCAGCGUGCUGCCCAGCCUGGUUCUACAAGCAGCAGCUCCAUCUGGCACCAAAGCUCAAGCUCUUCAGCCCCAUGGCGGACUUUAUGGCUCCACGGUGAACCCCACAGCUCCUCAGACGCCCGCCUCCCAGUACACCAUGGAGGGCACAUCGGACUACUCUCACCAGUAUGGACAGUACUCACAGGAAGCACUGCAACAGUGGUACCAGCAUUACCAAGCGCAGGGGUAUGGUGGCAACAAUAGUUCAGAGGUCCCCACGUACUCCCAGCCGAGUUCCAGCACCUCUGACACUUUCUACAGCCAGACGGCCACAAGCACAGGCUACGGAGAUUACACGUCAUACAUGCAGGCUGUUUCACAGUAUUACUCUCAAGCAGGCCUACAGCCGGGGUACCAGCCCAGAGUGAGCGGCAGCAGUGGUGGCAGCAGUAAGGAUGAAGACCUCAUUAAAGCUCCUUUUAGCACCUCGGGCCACAGUGGCAGCACUAGAGGAGGCCAGCAGCCCACUGCCAUGCCAAGCUACAGCAGCGUCCCCGUCCUGUCCAGUUAUGUGAGCUCUGUGGCCGCUGGCCAGCCUGCCAGUUCUGGUUUAGACUGGAGCCAUUACUACUACACCCAGACCCGAGGACAGAAGCGUGACUUCUCCCAGCUACCGCCCCAGGCAGCGACUCCCGAUGAAGAACUUGUGGGCCUCAGGCCAGCCUACGUCGACUCGUACUUCAAGAAGAAGCGACUGUAGGGGGCACUGUGGCACCGUCCAGAGCCGCUGCCGUUUCCCGUGUGCUUCUGCUGCUGUCUCUGGUGUCUCGUCUAUGCCUUAAAUUAAACUAGGAACGGCUUUCACCUCGCACUUGAUGUUUAAAGGAAGACCAACUUUUUCAUAAGGAUGCUGCCAGCGACUUUUCGAUUUCCGUCAAUGAGGAGCGAGUGUGCACUGCCACUGCGGGUAAUCGACCGUUUCUAAUUGUGUUAAGGGACUUGGGACCAACUUUUAAAAUAAAUGACAUGAAAAGUGGA